UGCCCACCCAGUGGUCAGGAGAUAAAAGGAAGGCAACUGCAGCAGGGGCCGAGCAUCGUGCAGAGGAGAGCCCUGACAGCCACCCCAGCUCCAGCACUGCUCGUGGUUUCCUCAGUCCCUGCAGCACCAUGAAGAUCCCCGCAGCUGCCCUGGCCGCUCUGCUCAUCGUGGCCAUCUGCUCCCUGGCUGAGUGCUCCCAGAAGCCAGACACUGUCCCCAUCGAGUGCUGCUUCACCUACAUAGCCCACCACAUCCCAAGGAACUUCAUCACCUCCGCCUACAGGACCAACAGCAACUGUUCCCUGCCAGCGGUGGUCCUGGUCACCAAUAAGGGGAGGAAGGUGUGUGUGAGCCCCAAGGCACUUUGGGUGCAGAGGUAUCUGAAGGAACUCCAGAUGCUGGAGUACUGACCCUUCCCGGCUGCCAUCCCAGUGCAGCAGGCUCAGCCUCCAGCACCAGAUGCACAACAGACUGCUUGAACUGCAUCCUUCUUUAACAGGAAAAUUAAUUGACAUACGUUUGUUAAACUAUAUUUUGUUUGCUAAGAAAGUGAAAAUACAAAAAGAAUUUAAAAGGUA
Molecule: messenger RNA, 578 nt
Organism: Phalacrocorax carbo (great cormorant)
Lineage: Eukaryota; Metazoa; Chordata; Aves; Suliformes; Phalacrocoracidae
Source: RefSeq, a predicted model, not a curated record